AUGCCCACUGGAUUUCGAGAUAUUGCUUUUGGUGUUCUCGAUAAGAGUCAUUUCAAAUUCCUGAACCAUGUCGGUUUCUUUUUUCCACUGAUAAUGAUGCUGACUUGGAUGGUGUCUGUGGCCAGCAUGGUACGAAAGUUGGUUUAUGAGCGGGAGAUCCAGCUAGAAGAGUACAUGCGGAUGAUGGGGGUGUAUCCAACCAUUCAUUUCCUGGCCUGGUUCUUGGAGAACAUGGCCACGUUGACCCUAAGCAGUGCCGCCCUGGCCUUCAUUCUGAAAACAAGCGGCAUCUUCUUGCACAGCAACGCCUUCAUCAUCUUUUUCUUUCUCCUGGAUUUUGGGGUGUCGGUUGUCAUGCUGAGUUUCCUCUUGAGUGCAUUCUUCAGCCAAGCCAAUACAGCGGCCCUUUGUACCAGCCUGGUGUAUAUGAUCAGCUUUCUGCCCUAUAUCGUUCUGUUGGUGCUGCAUAACCAAUUAAGUUUUGUCAUUCAGACAUUUCUGUGCUUGCUCUCAACAACCGCCUUUGGACAAGGAGUAUUUUUUAUUACAUUCCUGGAAGGACAAGAGGCAGGGAUUCAGUGGAGUAAUAUGUACCAGGCUCUGGAACAAGGGGGCAUGACAUUUGGCUGGGUUUGCUGGAUGAUUCUGUUUGAUUCAAGCCUUUAUUUUUUCUGUGGAUGGUACUUCAGAAACUUAAUUCCUGGAACUUUUGGUUUAAGGAAACCAUGGUAUUUCCCCUUCACUGCUUUGUAUUGGGAGAGUGUGAGCGGCGUGCUGGAGAAAUGGCAGCGCCCUCUCGGUUCCAGUCUGUUCUUCAGUGAGGACUUUGGCAAUAAAGGGCCAUCACCACAGAACAAGGAAGGGGAACUGGAAGGAGGCCCCCCGGGAGUCUCCUUGGUGGCUGUGACCAAGGAGUACCAGGGCCACAAGGUGGCCAUCCAAGACCUCACCCUCACCUUCCACAGAGACCAGAUCACCGCACUGCUGGGCACAAAUGGCGCUGGGAAAACCACCAUCAUAUCCAUGCUGACGGGGCUCUACCCUCCCACUUCUGGAACCAUCAUCGUCAAUGGCAAGAACCUGCACACAGACCUGCCUCGGGUCAGAAUGGAGCUGGGGGUGUGUCUGCAGCAGGACGUCCUGCUGGACAACCUCACUGUCCGGGAGCACCUGCUUCUCUUUGCUGCCAUAAAGGCGCCAGAAUGGACCGCAAAGGAGCUGCACCAGCAAGUCAAUAAGACUCUUCAGGACGUGGAGUUAACUGGGCAUCAGCACAAGCCAGCCCGAGCCCUAUCUGGAGGCCUGAGGAGGAAGCUGUCACUUGGCAUUGCUUUCCUGGGCACCUCGAGGACCGUGGUUCUGGAUGAGCCCACCAGCGGGGUGGAUCCCUGUUCACGUCGCAGCCUCUGGGACAUUCUGCUCAAGUACAGAGAAGGUCGCACGAUCAUCUUUACCACUCACCACCUGGACGAAGCUGAAAUGCUCAGUGACCGUGUGGCCGUCCUCCAGCAGGGGCGGCUCAGGUGCUGUGGGCCCCCCUUCUGCCUGAAGGAGGCAUAUGGCCAGGGACUCAGCCUGACACUCACCAAACAAGCUUCUGUGCUGGAGGCCUCUGAUCAGAAGGACAUAGCUUGUGUUACGUCACUGAUACAGAUCUAUGUUCCACAAGCAUUUCUCAAAGAUAGCAGGAGGGGUGAGCUGACCUAUACCAUCCCAAAGGACACCGACAAGGCCUGCUUCAAAGGACUCUUCCAGGCCCUGGAUCAGAACCUCCAUCAGCUGCACCUGACCGGCUAUGGGAUCUCAGACACCACCUUGGAAGAGGUGUUUUUGAUGCUUUUGCAAGAUUCCAAGAAAAAAUCUCACCUUGCCCCGAGGACUGAGUUAGAGCUGCAGAACCACAGGCCUGCAGAACAUCUUCCAUCCUCCUGUGGCUGUCCUGCUAGGACCCCAGCUAGGGGAGGCUGGCGGCUCCUCACGCAGAUGUCCGCCCUCCUCACCAAGCGGCUUCGUCACACAUUCCGCGCCUGGAAGGGUACGCUUUCGGAUCUGCUGCUGCCGGUCCUCUUUGUGGCCUUGGCCAUGGGCUUGUUCAUGGUGAGGCCUCUGGCCACUGACUACCCUCCCCUCAAACUAACACCCGGCCACUAUGAGAGGGCUGAAACCUACUUUUUCAGGAAGAAUUCAUCAUGCUGGCAGACAGAUCCCUUUUCCCACCCCAAAUUCCAGGAUUCCUGUGGCUGCCUGAAGUGUCCGGAUGGAAGUGCCAGGGCUCCCUACCUGACCAACCGCCUGGGCCACACGCUGCUCAAUCUCUCGGGCUUCGACGUGGAGGAGUACUUGCUGGUGCCUUCUGAAAGACCAAGGCUUGGAGGUUGGUCCUUUGGAGUGCGAAUCCCUGAUGAAGUUCAAGAAGAGAAUGCAAACAUGUCAAAACCAAGAAGUCUGGCAAAGGUGUGGUAUAAUCAGAAGGGUUUUCAUUCCCUACCUUCCUACUUAAAUCAUCUAAACAACCUUAUUCUGUGGCGGCACUUACCCCCCUCUGUGGACUGGCAACAGUAUGGAAUAACGCUCUAUAGCCACCCGUAUGGAGGGGCCUUGCUGAAUGAGGACAAGACCCUGGAGAGCAUCCGUCAGUGCGGCGUUGCCCUGUGCAUAGUGCUGGGCUUCUCUAUCCUGUCUGCAUCGUUUGGCAGCUCCGUGGUGCGGGACAGGGUGACAGGAGCCAAACGGUUGCAGCACAUAAGUGGCCUUGGCUACAGCACAUACUGGUUCACUAACUUCCUGUUUGACAUGUUGCCUUUUCUUGAGAAUUUGCAAGAGUCUGUCCUGGAAAGCGGCUACGAGGAGGUAGAGAGAGUUUUUGCUUUGCUUUUCAGCUACGCAAUGCUUCCAUGGAUGUAUCUGAUGUCCAGAAUCUUCUCCAGCUCGGAUGUGGCUUUCAUCUCUUACAUCUCAUUGAACUUCAUCUUUGGCCUGUGCACCAUGCUCAUGACUGUCAUGCCCCGGUUACUGGCCAUCGUCUCCAAAGCUCAGAAUUUACAGAACAUCUAUGAUGUCCUCAAGUGGGUCUUCACUAUUUUCCCUCAAUUCUGCCUGGGUCAAGGACUGAUAGAGCUCUGCUAUAAUCAGAUUAAAUAUGACCUGACCCACAACUUUGGCAUUGAUUCCUAUGUGAGUCCCUUUGAGAUGAACUUCCUUGGCUGGAUCUUCGUGGAAUUGGCCUUGCAGGGCACAGUUCUUCUCUUAUUAAGGAUUUUGCUGCACUGGGACCUUCUGUGGCAGUCAAGAGAUCACUCUGUCCUCCAAGGCACAGUCAAGUCUUCUAAGGACAUAGAUGUUGAACAGGAGCAAACGAGGGUGUUUAGAGGAAGUGCCCAUGGAGACAUCCUCGUGUUAUACAACCUUAGCAAAAGUUACCGAAGCUUUCUCCAGAAGACCACUGCUGUGCAGGGUAUCAGUUUGGGCGUAGCAAGAGGAGAGUGCUUCGGGCUUCUAGGGGUGAACGGAGCUGGGAAGAGCACCACGUUCAAAAUGCUGAACGGUGAGGUUCCCCCGACGUCAGGGCAUGCCGUCAUCAGGACUCCUACAGGAGAUGACGUGGAUCUAUCUUCUGCUGGCAUGGCAGGUGUUCUCAUUGGCUACUGUCCACAGCAGGACGCCCUGGAUGACCUUCUGACUGGGUGGGAACAUCUCCAUUAUUACUGCAGCCUACGUGGGAUUCCAAAGCAGUGCAUCCCUGAGGUUGCUGGAGACCUUGUGAGGCGCUUACACCUUGAAGCCCAUGUAGACAAACCUGUGGCCACCUACAGUGGGGGAACCAAGCGGAAACUCUCUACAGCCUUGGCUCUUGUGGGGAAACCUGACAUUCUUUUACUGGAUGAGCCCAGCUCCGGGAUGGAUCCCUGCUCUAAACGAUACCUGUGGCAAACAAUAAUGAAGGAGGUUCAGGAAGGUUGUGCUGCAGUGCUGACGUCCCACAGCAUGGAAGAAUGUGAGGCUCUUUGCACAAGACUGACCAUCAUGGUCAAUGGCAGCUUCAAGUGUCUUGGUUCUCCUCAGCACAUUAAAAAUAGGUAUGGUUGGGGAUAUAAUAUCCGAGUCAAAAUGAAGACAGGACAAGAAAUGUCCUCAUUGCAUACAAAAUGCCUGAUAAAAAGGUUAUACCAAUAUAUCCCUCAUCCAGAGAGA
This is a messenger RNA of Galeopterus variegatus (Sunda flying lemur), 4191 nucleotides long. RefSeq names its product ATP-binding cassette sub-family A member 13-like. Gene Ontology annotation, molecular function: ATP binding; ABC-type transporter activity; ATP hydrolysis activity. The annotation marks the transcript as partial. The transcript is spliced from 29 exons. Gene Ontology annotation, cellular component: membrane; intracellular membrane-bounded organelle. The record is from RefSeq and is a predicted model, not a curated record. Gene Ontology annotation, biological process: lipid transport; transmembrane transport. Lineage: Eukaryota; Metazoa; Chordata; Mammalia; Dermoptera; Cynocephalidae.